AUGACGGAAACACUGGGAUUUUUGAAUGCCAACGUUUGUAACAUCCAAUUUUCUGAUGCAGAAGAACUAUUAGAACCAGACUAUCUAACAAACCCUCACAUCCAGGCAGUACUAGUUGUAACAUUCCUGGUGGCUUACCUCCUGAUCCUCACAGAGAACCUGCUGAUGCUGCUGGUGGUCAGUACUGAUUCCCACCUCCACAGCCCCAUGUACUUCUUCCUCAGCCACCUCUCCUUCCUGGAUGCCUUCUAUUCCUCCAUCAUUGUCCCUAAGCUGCUAGAGCACCUUCUUUCCAAGUGGAAGACUGUAUCCCUCCUUGAGUGUUUCGCCCAGAUCUCCUUGGUCAUAUUUUCUGCAGCCACUGAAACUUGCCUCCUUUCAGUCAUGGCCUAUGACCGGUUCCAGGCUGUGUGCCACCCACUGCUGUAUGUGGUGGCCAUGAACAGGAAGGUGUGCACUGGCCUGGUGGGAGCAUCCUGGGCCAUAGGAAUGGGGACGGGCUUAGUUAACACCAUCCUCCUGGCUCAGCAUCACUUCUGUGGCCCCAACCUUGUCCGGAGCUUUGCCUGUGAGCUUCCCCCAGUGCUCCUGCUGGUCUGCUCUGACCCCUCCGUUAGCAUUGCCUCCAUCCUGAUGACCAUGGUAAUCCUGGGACUUGGCACCCUUGUUCUGUUGCUGGGUUCCUACACCCGUAUCAUCAUGACAGCCUUAAGGAUCAACUCUGCCACAGGUCGGAGCAAGAUCUUCUCUACCUGCUCAUCUCAUUUCCUUGUGGUCACCAAUCUUCUAUCUUCAGGAGUUUCCAGGUACAUGACUCCAGCUUCCGGCUCAGUCUUGGAGCAAGUGCUGUCUGUGCAGUACAGUGUGGUGACGCCACUGCUUAACCCCCUCAUCUACAGCCUGAAGAACCAGGAGGUGAAAGCAGCUCUGAGGAGGAUGCUGACCAAGAAGCCCAGGCUGAGCUCCUAA
Phacochoerus africanus (Common warthog) is the source of this 969-nucleotide messenger RNA. Its product is annotated as olfactory receptor 8S1-like. Gene Ontology annotation, biological process: G protein-coupled receptor signaling pathway. Gene Ontology annotation, cellular component: membrane. Lineage: Eukaryota; Metazoa; Chordata; Mammalia; Artiodactyla; Suidae. The record is from RefSeq and is a predicted model, not a curated record. The transcript has 3 exons. Gene Ontology annotation, molecular function: olfactory receptor activity; G protein-coupled receptor activity. Bases 1 to 969 code for a protein of 322 amino acids.